Messenger RNA from Dovyalis caffra, 552 nucleotides. NCBI's taxonomy places the organism in Eukaryota, Viridiplantae, Streptophyta, Magnoliopsida, Malpighiales, Salicaceae. The record is from the annotation of a GenBank genome assembly.
AUGGGAUGGGUAUCACCAGUGUGGUCAGGCUUUAACUACGAUGAUCGUGUUGUUGGUUUCAUCAAAGGAUAUCGCCGUGUUUUUUACCAAGGCAGCACCGACCAUAGAGGGACACCAGAGUAUCCAGGAAGGACCGUGACUUUAGAACCUGCUGAUGGGGAAGUCUGUUGGGGAGUUGCGUAUAAGAUUUCCAAGAAAGAAGAUCAAGAAGUUGCUCUAACGUAUUUAGAAGUAAGAGAGAAACAGUAUGACGAGAAGGCUUAUCUUGAUUUUUUCACUGAUCCUGCAGCUACAACUCCAGCGGUUUCAGGAGUAAUUGUAUAUAUAGGAUCUCCGGACACGAGACGUAAUCAAAACUACUUGGGGCCUGCACCUCUCGAAGAGAUAGCCAAACAAAUUAUUCGUGCUGAAGGCCCCUCUGGACCCAACAGAGACUACCUUUUCCAACUUGAAUCUGCUCUUCUCCAAAUUGGAUGUAAAGACAAGCAUGUAAUUGAUCUUGCAAAUGAAGCGAGGCGCUUGCUUCCAGAGAUGGGGCUGACUGAUUCCUGA